Molecule: messenger RNA, 753 nt
Organism: Botrytis fragariae
Lineage: Eukaryota; Fungi; Ascomycota; Leotiomycetes; Helotiales; Sclerotiniaceae
Product: putative benzoate 4-monooxygenase cytochrome p450 protein
Exons: 5
Coding region: 1-753 (250 amino acids)
Molecular function (GO): iron ion binding; heme binding; monooxygenase activity
Source: RefSeq, a predicted model, not a curated record
AUGAGAGUGUGGGUCGGAUACAUAGAACACAACUCCAUAUCGACCUCCCAAGCCAUGAAGCCAUUUGAUAAUGCGCGAAGCAUCCAAUGGCUCGACUUUGAUCUCAUCUGCCAGCUAUGCUUCGAGCAUGGGCUUGGCUUUAUCUCGAACCACAGCGACCGCUACGACUUUCAAAAAACCCUCGAUGAGAGACUUUCAAUAGUGGAACAGAUUGGGGUUCUGGCAGAAUUUGGUAGCAUUCUCAGAUUCAUCUCCAGAGUUACUUUCCUCAAUCAAGUGUUACCAUCAGCGAAAGACAAAUCUGGCGUUGGAAAGAUUCUGGGGACUAAUGCUUGUUACAUGCCCCGCAAAGACUUACUAGCAGCCUGGCUAGAUCGAGGAAUGGAAUCCGACACAACUGCCACAGCUAUCAGAGGCGUCCUUCUUUACAUCAUCACAUCACCACCAGUGUACACACGUCUAAUCUCAGAAAAAAAUCAAUCUCAAUCGGAACUUGCAUCAUAUGCAACAUCCAGGUACCUUCCAUAUCUUCAUGCUUGCAUUGAAGAAGGCUUAAGACUCUUCCCACCAGUCGCCGCACUUCAUCAGCGUGGCGACAUUCUUGGAGGAAACCAUGUUCCAGGCGGAGUUGUUAUCAGAGUGAAUAUAAGGGGGCUAUUCAGACACGAAGCAUUCUUUGGGACUGACGCAGAUAUAUUUAGACCGGAGCGGUGUUUAGAGACCACACAACCACAGCUUCGACAAAUGAAAUGA